GAAGCUGCAGACUUUACAUCUAGAAAACAAAGAAUAUUGGCAGUUUUAUAAUCAGUUUAUUAGAUAUGUCUACAAAAGAAGAAAAUCCUGGUUUGGAGGCCGAAGAAUCUCUCUUGUAUUCGGCUAGGCAUGGAGAAUUGUCUGUAGUAAAAGCUCUUUUAGAAGCUAACAAGGAAGGAAAAUUAAGAUUGGACAUAAACUGUAAAGGUAAAAGCAAAACCAAUUUAGGAUGGACCCCUCUUCACUUAGCUACAUAUUUUGGUCAUACGGAUGUAGUGGAGGUACUGCUGGAUGCUGGAGUAGACGUAGAUGAGGUCAACGACACUGGUGACACUGCUUUGCACAAGGCAUCGUUUAUUGGGAACGAGGAGUUAGUGAUUCUACUCCUGAAUUACAAGGCAGAUGUAAAUAUAAUGAAUGGGGAAGGUCGGACGGCCGCAGAUGUGUGCAAAACCCAGGAUGUACAGAGAUUGCUGGAGGCAGCUGGCCUUGCAGAGAGGAGAGACAGGGAGAGGAAACUAUUGACAGCUGCCAGAGAGGGACGGAUUGAAGAAGUACAAGAGUUGCUAAGCGGAUCGAGCCCCCCGAACAUAAACUGCGCGGACGCGCAGGGCAACACGUGCCUGCACUGCGCCGCCUACCGCGGCCACGCGCGCGUCGCCGUGCUGCUGCUGCAGAACGGCGUCGACACCACGCUCAAGAACAACAACGGUCAGCUGGCGAUCGACCUGGCGCGCGACGGCGACAUGCGCGAGGUGCUGAGCGUGCGGCCCGUGCAGCGCCUGCAGCGCACGGCGGCGCGCUUCGAGGGCCCGCUGCUCAAGCGCUCGCGCUUCCUCGGCUGGCGCCCCAUGUGGGCCGUCCUCCAGCGUGGCGUGCUGCUCUACUACGGCUCAAGAGCGGAAGCGGCUCGAGAGGGCGGUCGCUGGCGGGACCGCAAGUACUUGGACGGGGCGAAGUUCACAGCGCCUGACACCGAACCCGCACUCAUUGUGAUCGCCUACAGCGACGGAGACAACCAUCGCCUUGCUGUACCGCAGGGAGGCAACGUCUCCGCUUGUAGACAGUCAUGGGUAACGGCACUAAAGGAACACAUCGCGUAUUCCGGACACUACCUGUGGGCCGGCGCCGGACCCGACACCGCUAAAGAGGCCACGGAGGACUUGGAGGACGAGUGCAAGCCGCUGGGCUCGAUGCAGGACGCGCUGACGACGGCCACCAACAGCCUGGCGCUGCUCGACACGCAGCUGCGCGAGUGCGGCGCCAUCGUGGCCGCGCUCGACCGCAGCGUCACCGUCGGCAACUCGCUGCACCACUCCGCCUGCAUGCGCUUCCAGCACGCGUGCGGCUCGGGGCAGACGGCGCUGGCGGCGCUGCGGCACUGCGCCGCGCUCGUGGCGCAGGCGCGCGACCGCGACUCGCACGCGCUCGCCCGCCAGAUAGAGAGGAAUAGAGUGCUGGAGGAGGCGCUGGCGGCGCUCGCACGCACGCACCACGCGCUGGAGAUGUCGGUGGCGGAGGAGCUGACCAAGAGUAAACGAAAGAAAAAGGUCUCCCAGUCGACGAACGACUCAAAAGAAAAUUUCUACGACGUAUACGAUGAUUCCGAUGACGACACCCUGGUUACGGCGGGUCUGUCCAGCCCCCUGGGCGCACUGAGUCCCUGGGGCAGCAGUCCCGACCUCACGAGGAGGACUCCAAUCGGCAGCGUCGACGGGGACGGCGAGAGGACGCCCACGAACGACGACCGGCUGGAGCUGAGCGGGCGCCUGUCGGCGUCGUCCGACUCGGCGCACUCGCUGGGCACGCUGGUGUCGCAGGGCGGACACGUGUACCGCAACGCGCGGCCCUACGCGCGACACGCCCGGCCCAGGACGUCACUACCUGUGGCCCAAUUCAGCCGAGGCGACUUCAACCUCUGGUCGGUCCUGAAGAAUUGCGUGGGGAAAGAGCUGUCCAAAAUCACGAUGCCGGUCGUAUUCAACGAACCUUUAUCGUUCCUGCAGCGGAUGCUGGAGUACCUCGAAUAUGCGCACCUUCUAAGAAUGGCAUCGGAACAGACGGAUCCAGUAGCGAGGAUGGAAUAUAUCGCCGCAUUUGCAGUGAGCGCUUUGGCUUCAAACUGGGAACGUCUGGGCAAGCCAUUCAACCCUCUCCUCGGUGAAACUUACGAACUAGAACGUCCCGAGUUCAGGGCCGUUUGCGAACAGGUAUCGCACCAUCCUCCAGUGUCAGCCUUCCACGCUGACAGUCCUCACUUCGUCUUCCACGGCUCCGUGCACCCAAAACUCAAGUUCUGCGGCAAAAGUGUGGAGAUUCAGCCCAAAGGACAUGUUACCGUCGAAUUGCCGAGAUGGGGUGAGGCAUACACUUGGAGCAACGUGAACUGCUGCGUUCACAAUGUGAUCGUCGGCAAACUUUGGAUCGAACAGUACGGAGCUAUGGAAGUGACCUGUCACGGUGGUGCCGGACUCAAAGCCAACCUCGCGUUCAAACCAGCCGGUUUCAAUAACAGGGACUUGCACAGAGUAGAUGGAUUUAUUAUUGAUCAAAGCAAAAAGCGUCUCCGCUUCCUUUAUGGUAAAUGGACUGAAUACAUAAAGUGCUGCAGCGCGGCUGCACACGAACAAUGGGCGCGCGAGCGCGGCGACGACGCGCAAACUCCUUCGCAUACGCCCAAGAAAGUUCUCGCCAAGCUCAAUAGUUUCAAAGUCGGAGCAUUGAGAUCUAUGUCUAUACAGGAUAACGACGAUGCAGAGAACUCAGAAGAUGUGCCAAAGCCAGACGAUUCGUUUAACAUCGACAUUCCAGGAUCCGUUACGCUUUGGGAAGCGCGACCGAGACCCAGCAGCAGUGCACAGUAUUACCAAUUCACCGAAUUCGCGAUGUCCUUAAACGAGUUGGAACGAGAUAUGAAGGGACAGCUCUGUCCCACGGACAGUCGGCUGCGACCAGACAUUCGGUUGCUGGAGCAAGGAGAUAUAGACGCAGCCGCUACUGAGAAAACCAGACUUGAGGAGAAGCAACGAGCGGCGAGGAAGGUUCUCAAAAAGAACGUCGAUGCUUGGCAACCAAGGUGGUUCAGCCAAGGCACAAACCCGUAUACGAAGCAAGAGGACUGGCUCUACAACGGAGGCUACUGGGAUCGCAAUUACCAACAUCUUAAAGACGUCGAUAUAUUUUAAAUUCUUGUCUUAUCUGUGUAAUCUUCAAUACCAAUGUGUUAUUAAAAUAAAUGUUGUCAUAGAGUCAUUGAUGUUAUCGCGGAAAUUUAAACCAAGAGUGAGGUCACAAAAAGUUCGUUAUUUUAGAUAAUUCAAGAGUAAGCACUGCUAGCUACGUAGCUUAACAAAAAUGUAGUAGUUACAUAUUUUGAAGUUUUAUAAAUAUAAUGUCGGCGGGCGAGGAGAAAGUACAGUAAUUAUGAAUAAGCUAAUUUCAUCCUUUGGCUUCUUCCAGAACGUUCUUUGAAGAAUUUUCACCUUCCUUUUCUCUUCCAUUAUUGUUUUACAAAAAAAAAAUAUAUAGAUUGGCAUUAAUAAUAUAUUUGAUGUUAUAUAUACAGUCUUAGUAGUAUUUUAUGGCUAAUUCAUUAAAAACUCUGGUAAUUUUGCCGUUUAGCUUCCGCUGAAUAUUGAUAUUAUGUAAAACCAAUAAUGAACUUAAAAAUAGAUCGUUUUUUAUAUUUCUAUUUAUUAAACUUAUAGACUCAGGGCAAAUAUUUAAAAAGAUAAAUUGAGAAUAAUAUCAUCAUGUACUUAGGUAGUUUUAUCGUAUCGGUAGGAGCAUAGAUUCAGAAUGAAAAGUUUAAUUAUUUUUACUAACACUUAGCGAAAAGUAUAUUUUUGCUAGCUAAUGUUUUAUUAUUAUUAUUGACUAAAGAAUUCAAUAUUUUUAUUAAUAGAAGUGAAGAUAUAUAUUAGAGACGUAUUUUUUUCUGUGAUAUAGGUAUCUUAAGUUUUUUUAUUCUUUUUUUAUGUUACAGGCACGCGCUUAUGUUCAAAUAAUAUCGUGAGAAGCGUAUAGCUCGAUCGAAACUUUUUGAUACAAAUAUAAAUUAAUUUAUUUUUUCAAAUGAUUCAAACGAAAAUCCUUUUUACAGCACAAAAUGAGUAUUAGCAAUAAAUGUACCUCACAAUUAAUACAAUAUCUUGUACGUAUAUAUUAAAUGUUUUAUUUUGCGUACUUCGAAUUAUAUCCUUGUCUCAAACAUAUAUUGCACAAGACAUUCCGUAGCGAGAAUAUUACGAAGCAGAUUAAUAUUAAGACUUAGUAUAAUGCAUUAUUACACAGUAAAAACUUUUUUUUUUUAAUUAGACAAGGUACGUAUUACAAAGCACAAUAAAUAAAAUUCAUAUAUUUUUUAUCGAUUUCAGACAUAAAGCAUUUUUAAUAUCUAAAUAUAGAUAAGAUUAUCUCCCCUAAAAAAAUCCAACGAGUUUCAUUAAUAAAUACAUGCCCUGUCUAAGGAGCAAGAUCCAUUACAUUAUCAAAUACGAGUGAAAAAAUAUUGUACUGUUCACUCGAAUGAAUUCUAGAGUGUCGCAACUACACAGCAAAAAUGUUUUAUUAUGUCCUGAUUUUAGUCGGAGAGUAAAUAAAUAUUCUAUUUUAAAAAUUUGUAGCCAAAUUUUAGUCAUUCUAUUUAUCAUGAAAGCGUGAGGAUGUACGUAAAUAUUUUUGCAUUAUAAAAUUUUACCAACACGAAUAAAAAUUUAUUCGAAGUUCAAAUAGAAAUUAGAAAAUAGAAUGUGACUUGUAAUUAGAUAUAAUGUUUCAGUGGUUUAUAAUAAGGACUAUGUACACACUUUUAUUUGAAUGUAUGUACUACUUUUAUAUCAAAUUAAUUCGAUGUAUAAAAACGAUAUUUUUUCGCUUACCUUGACUCACAUUAUCAGCUCAAUGACAAAUUUAUUUUUAUAUAAUUCUUUGUCCUAGAAACGGGCAAAGGUAUUAAUCCUAAAUUCCUAAAAUUAUAAAAAACAACAGUUAGUCAAUCGAUUAAAUAAUUUUCUGUAAUCGAUAAUUGAUCAUAAUAUUGUGAUAUGAAUAGGAAGUGUCGUCCUGUUUGUCAGUAUAUACCAUGCGGGACAAUGAUGUUAUUAAAAUAAUUCCUUUGUUAGUUUAUUAAUAUUGUAGAUUUUUAUGUAGUGUAACGCAUUCUCGUAAUUAAUGUUGCUGAUAUCAAAAUCAUUUGGAAAGCUAUAAGAUUUACGAGUAAAAAAACUUCAUUAUAAAAAUAAUAUCCGUGUCUAGGUCGAUAUGAAACUUAUAUGUGUACAUAGGUCUUCGUUCUAGGCUUGUGAAUAUCCUAAUUAUAAUAUGAAAUGUAUACUCAAAAAUAAAUAGGAUGCCAAUUAUAA
Molecule: messenger RNA, 5363 nt
Organism: Vanessa atalanta (red admiral)
Lineage: Eukaryota; Metazoa; Arthropoda; Insecta; Lepidoptera; Nymphalidae
Product: oxysterol-binding protein-related protein 1
Exons: 22
Coding region: 66-3185 (1039 amino acids)
Cellular component (GO): intracellular membrane-bounded organelle; membrane; cytosol
Molecular function (GO): protein binding; sterol binding
Source: RefSeq, a predicted model, not a curated record